This is a messenger RNA of Vigna umbellata (rice bean), 618 nucleotides long. RefSeq names its product putative transcription factor KAN4. Gene Ontology annotation, molecular function: DNA-binding transcription factor activity; DNA binding. Lineage: Eukaryota; Viridiplantae; Streptophyta; Magnoliopsida; Fabales; Fabaceae. The record is from RefSeq and is a predicted model, not a curated record.
AUGAAAAAUCGUGAGAGAAGUGUCAGGCAGUACAACAAAUCUGAACUUCCACGCCUUCGUUGGACACCUCAACUCCAUCACCACUUUGUUCAAGCUAUUGAAAGCCUUGGUGGAAAACACAAGGCAACUCCGAAGAGAAUUCUGCAGCAGAUGCAUGUGAGAGGGCUCAAGAUCGCUCACAUCAAAAGCCAUCUUCAGAUGUACAGAAACAUGAAAGGCUAUGCCAAGAAAUGUGCAGAUGAGUUGAUGGAAGGAAAUGUAAAGGAUUUCAAAGUAUGCUCCAUUUGUCCAACCCAAAGAAUAAUGAAGAAGGUGGAACUUCAGCUCUUAGACAACAAAAAAGGACUUUCACAAAGCAACGAAGAAACUGAUUAUGAUCUAAACCAGGAAGUUGAGUCAAGUUCAUGGUUGGUUAGAGAUGAUGUGUCAAAUGAAGAAGAAAAUGUUCCUAAUCUAUUAUUUUCCUUCAGCACACCACUAAUUUCUAUGAUGAAAAGUGAGAAUAGCAAAAACAUGAUGCAUUUUUCCUCAUCAACUGCACCACCUAAUCAUUCUAUCGAUUCUAGUUAUACACCUUCCUUUGGAAAUACUUAUAUUAACUUAGACCUAGCAAUAUGA